Molecule: messenger RNA, 2310 nt
Organism: Ambispora gerdemannii
Lineage: Eukaryota; Fungi; Glomeromycota; Glomeromycetes; Archaeosporales; Ambisporaceae
Source: the annotation of a GenBank genome assembly
AUGGCACAGUUUAAACUUUCUGCCACUCUAAUAGGACAUGAACAAGACGUACGUGGAAUUCGUGCGGUUUCUGAUUCUGCUGUCGCUUCAGUAUCUCGAGACAAAACUGUGCGGCUAUGGUCAAGGUUAGCAACUACAAACGUGUUCACCGAGGAUAAAGUUUUUUUCGGGCACACUCAUUUUGUGACUAGUGUUGCCGUGUUUCCAGCUACCCCGGAACACCCCAAUGGUCUUAUUGCUAGCGGAAGCAGCGAUAAAACCAUAAAUAUCUGGGAUCCCGAACACCCUCAAGAUCCGAUUUAUUCGCUUAUCAGUCAUACGGAGAAUAUUUGCGCGCUGGACGUUUCACCUUCCGGUUAUUUAGUAAGUGGAUCUUGGGAUAAGACAGUUAAAUUAUGGGUAAACUGGCAGGUUUCAUACACAUUGCAAGGACACACGGCAGCUGUAUGGGCUGUCUUGGCUAUCCAAGAUGACAUAAUUAUUACAGGAUCUGCCGACAAAUUAAUAAUGAAAUGGGAGAAUGGUAAAAGAACGCACGUUUUUAGUGGACACACUGAUUGUGUCAGAGGGUUGUCCGUACUUCCCGAUCUAGGAUUCGUAUCUUGUGGUAAUGAUAGUACUGUAAAAAUAUGGACUUUGUCGGGAGAUUGCAUUCAAGAAUUGAACGGACAUACUUCGUUUAUUUAUUCUGUUUCUGUGCUAUCAACCGGCGAGAUUGUGUCAUCGGGUGAAGAUAGAUCUGUUAAAGUCUGGAAAGAUGGUAAAUGUAUACAAACUAUAUUACAUCCAGCAACGUCAGUUUGGUGCGUUGCAGGACUUCCUAACGGUGAUAUUAUAAGUGGAGCUAGCGAUUGCCAAAUUCGCAUAUUUACACGUGCCGAAGAACGGACUGCCGAACCAAGUGCAUUGAAGGAAUUUGAAGGGGAGGUUGCAAAACAAGCAAUUCCAGCAAACCAGGUAGGCGAUAUAAAGAAGGAUGAGCUGCCUGGACCUGAGGCUUUAUCAGAACCUGGAAACAAAGAAGGCCAGGUUUUGAUGGUACGCGUUGGAGAUGUAAUUGAGGCACACAUGUGGAAUGAUACAGACAAGGCAUGGUCAAAAAUGGGUGAAGUCGUAGAUGCAGUCGGGCAAAAUCGAAAGCAAUUGUAUAACGGAAUAGAAUACGAUUAUCUGUUUGAUGUGGAUCUAGGGGAGGGAGUACCGCCUCUUAAGUUACCGUAUAAUGUGACGGAUAACCCGUAUCAAGCGGCCCAAGCAUUUAUAUGGGCGAAUCAAUUACCACAAAGUUAUUUAGACCAAAUAGCAAAUUUCAUCAUUCAAAAUGCUAAAGGUGUUACGCUAGGUGCCGUUUCUUCACAGUAUCAAGAUCCGUUUACAGGGGGCUCGAGAUAUACUCCAGGUGCUGCGCCAUCAGGAUCACGCUCUAGUGAUACUAUAACCGGUAUUGAUCCGUGGACACGUCCAGGGCCUAGCACCUCUUCAAGUGCUGCAACCUCUCCAAAUGUUGUAGCAUCCUCUCCAAAUGCUGCAGCUUCCUCGAAACCAAGUCCUGUUAAUGUUCUUCCUCAAAAGUCAUAUCUUUCCUUUAAACAAGCAAAUGUCCAAACUAUAUACAAGAAAAUUGGACAAAUCAAUAGCGAACUACAAGCAAAUCCAUCAACAAAUAGUUUGGCAUUAACAUCCGCCGAAAACUCAACACUUGGAAACUUAAUCAAGUUCUUGGAAAAUCCUUCUGUAGGAACAGACUCGUCUGAAGCGAGACAGAAUGAAUUCGCGGUGAUACAUAAAAUUUGUACUAGUUGGCCAUUUGAGAAAAGAUUUCCAGGUCUCGAUUUAUUACGAUUGGUGAUACUAUACUCACCUAUUGCGGCACUUUACAAGCACAACAACGGAUCCGUCAUUAAUCUAAUAGCAGAUGCUGGACAAUUAAACGUUUGGUCAUCAACGGACUUUGUGCCCACGAAAGAAUAUGAGACAAAUUUAAUGUUGGCUUUGAGAUCAAUAGCAAAUCUGUUCGAGGUGAAAGAAGGAUUACAUCUCUUGAGGGAGGCUAGUUCGACAAGAUCUCCCGACGAAGACUUUCUUUUGCAGUUGAUGGCAACUAUUGUUGAAUUUCUCGAAUAUGAAACAGAUCCUGAAGUGAUAUAUAGGGCGAUAGUUACUAUAGGAACCUUGAUAAUCUCCAACGGAGCAGCAAAAGACGCUGCUAAAGUUCUUGAAGUACAGAACGUCGUUAAGAAAGCAUCUGAGAAAACAAAAGAGGAAAGGAUCGUGCAGAUUACUGGUGAAGUUUCACGGCAUUUAGAUUAA